CUGCGGUAGAUGUGCUGAGGCUGGAGUAGCCACCAUUUUGCAUGUCUAGUGUGUUCCUCCCUCCAUUGCUAAUAGAGACGAUUCCAGUCAUUUUCUGGCAUCAUUACGGCUAAGAAUGCCAGCUCCGAUCAGACUGCGGGAGCUGAUCCGGACUAUCCGGACAGCACGGACCCAGGCAGAGGAGCGUGAGAUGAUCCAGAAAGAGUGUGCUGCUAUCCGCUCAUCCUUUAGAGAGGAAGACAACACAUACCGUUGCAGAAAUGUGGCAAAGCUACUUUAUAUGCACAUGUUGGGCUACCCGGCACAUUUUGGGCAGCUGGAGUGCCUGAAGUUGAUUGCGUCCCAGAAGUUCACUGACAAACGAAUAGGUUAUUUGGGAGCUAUGCUGCUGUUGGAUGAGAGGCAGGACGUCCACCUUCUAAUGACAAAUUGCAUUAAGAAUGACUUGAAUCACAGCACACAAUACGUCCAGGGCCUGGCCUUGUGCACUUUGGGCUGCAUGGGUUCCUCAGAAAUGUGUCGUGACCUGGCUGGUGAAGUAGAGAAGCUACUCAAAACAUCCAACUCCUACUUGAGGAAAAAAGCGGCGUUGUGUGCAGUUCAUGUCAUCCGGAAGGUUCCAGAACUUAUGGAAAUGUUCCUUCCAGCUACAAAAAACCUGCUGAGCGAGAAGAACCAUGGUGUUCUCCAUACAUCUGUUGUCCUCCUCACUGAGAUGUGUGAAAGAAGUCCUGACAUGCUGGCCCACUUCAGAAAGAAUGAGAAGUUGGUUCCACAGUUGGUGAGAAUCCUGAAGAACCUCAUCAUGUCUGGAUACUCUCCUGAGCAUGAUGUGUCAGGCAUAAGCGAUCCAUUCCUGCAGGUGCGGAUAUUGAGACUACUGCGAAUUUUAGGCAAGAGUGACGAUGACUCCAGUGAAGCAAUGAAUGACAUUCUUGCACAGGUUGCAACGAACACAGAGACAAGUAAAAAUGUAGGCAAUGCCAUUCUGUAUGAGACUGUGCUGACAAUAAUGGACAUCAAGUCUGAAAGUGGACUGAGGGUCUUGGCCAUUAACAUACUAGGUCGCUUCCUUCUUAACAAUGACAAAAACAUUAGAUAUGUGGCAUUGACAUCUCUACUAAAGACGGUACAGACAGACCACAACGCAGUGCAGAGGCAUCGGAGCACCAUCGUGGAUUGCUUAAAAGACCUGGAUGUGUCGAUCAAGAGACGUGCAAUGGAAUUGAGCUUUGCCCUGGUGAAUGGCAACAACAUUAGAGGCAUGAUGAAAGAGCUGCUCUACUUCCUGGACUCCUGUGACCCAGAAUUCAAAGCGGACUGUGCAUCAGGGGUCUUUCUAGCUGCAGAGAAGUAUGCCCCUUCGAAAAGAUGGCACAUAGACACCAUUAUGAGAGUCCUGACAACAGCAGGGAGCUAUGUGCGAGACGAUUCUGUUCCCAACCUCAUCCAGCUCAUCACCAACAGUGUGGAGAUGCAUGCCUACACAGUACAGAGACUUUACAAAGCACUGCUGGAUGACAUCUCACAGCAACCUCUAGUGCAGGUGGCAUCCUGGUGCAUAGGAGAGUAUGGGGACCUACUGGUAUCAGGACAGUGUGAGGAGGAGGAGCCCAUCCAGGUGACUGAGGAUGAAGUUCUGGAUGUACUGGAAGGCCUUCUGGUGUCCAACCUGUCCACACCUGUAACCCGGGGUUAUUCCCUCACUGCCAUCAUGAAACUGUCUACUCGCUUCAGCAGUGUCAACCGAAUCAAGAAGGUGGUUUCGAUAUAUGGCAGUAGCAUCGAUGUGGAGCUCCAGCAGAGAGCUGUGGAGUACAAUGCACUUUUCAAGAAAUAUGACCACAUGAGGCCAGCUCUCCUAGAGCGAAUGCCCAUCAUGGAGAAAAGUGCUACUAACGGCCCCACAGAGAUUGUACAGACAAAUGGGGAAACGGAGCCCUCUGUCGUGGAACCAAAACAUCCACCAGCUGUCACUCAGCCAGCCAGCCAGGCUAAUGAUUUAUUAGACCUGCUCGGUGGUAAUGAUGUGGUGCCAGUAAUCCAGACCACGAUGCCCACAAAGCCUGCCUCAGCUGGAGGAGAGCUACUUGAUCUCCUGGGUGACCUCUCGAUAAGUGGCGGCCCAGCCCCUGCUCCUGCUCCCUCUGUACCCACUUCCCAACCCCCUUUCCUCCUGGAUGGUCUCUCCUCUCAGCCCCUGUUUAAUGACAUUGCAGCUGCAGCUAUUCCUCCUAUGACGGCAUACAACAAGAACGGUCUAAAAAUAGACUUCACAUUUGAGAGAGCUAAUCCCAAUCCAAACAUCGCGGUCAUCACCAUCCAUGCUUCCAACUCAACAGAGGCAGAUAUGACAGACUUUGUUUUUCAGGCUGCAGUACCAAAGACAUUCCAGCUGCAGCUCCUGUCCCCUAGUAGUAAUGUUGUCCCAGCACUCAACCAGGGAACUGUCACACAGGUCAUUAGAGUUCUCAACCCACAGAAGCAACAGCUACGAAUGAGGAUCAAGCUGACGUACACCCUCAAAGGCUCGCCUGUGCAAGACCUGGCUGAGGUUAAUAACUUCCCCCCUCAGUCCUGGCAGUGAUGAGCUGCUUCUGUCGCUCUUGAAAGCCCCUCACCAAGGGAACUAUGAAAAUGAUUUUCCUUUCACCUCCCUCCUUUCUUCCAACGGAUCCUCCUGUGACGUCACUGCAGUCCGCUGCCCUCGAGUUGCAUGGGAAGCAGCAGAGCAUCUAACCCCGGAGAAAAAUACCAAUGUUAUCAAGACCCUCUUGACUAUUGACAUCACCAGAAUAAUUGGGAAAACAUAUCAAUCAAUGAACUUUCUCUUUUCUUUCUUAAUUGGUUUCAAUUAUAUCUUUGCGUAGUAGUACUAUUUUACACAUACGCCCUCCGCCCAGCACCGUUACCAUCCUCGAAAGCACAUAUGCACACCAUUCACUGUGGUACACUUAACCUCUCAAGUCACUGUAGAGGAAAAAGUUGGCCACUAUGAGCACUGCAGUAACCAUAGUUAUUUUAUUUUAAUUUAUAAUUAAGCUAAAAUGCAGUUGAAAGAUUUUGCCCCAUCGCAUUUAUGAUUGGCUGUGCGUCGCAUUCAAUUUUUUUAAAUAUAUAUAUAUAUAUGAACCUUCAGUCCUAUGAUGGCAGCAGAAAAAGCUUGUAAAAGUCUAUUUAGUGAGGUCAUAAACUUCUUGAAUAACCCUUUUUUGACUUUCCACACCAUGAGUGAUAUAACUUGUCAGAGAGUUGUAUUCAUUUUGAAUUACAUUAAUUUGCUUGAAGCAUGUUUGAGCAUUGUUAGGAUUACAAUCACACCUUGACUCGAGCUCGGAGGGGGUUUUUCUGGUAGUAGGCCUCUUAAUCCUAUGUUUCUAUAGGAAGUAUUCUACAUGUGUUUUGUCACAAUGAUAAGAGCAUAAGCAAAUACAAGAUGCCCAGUUUGGUCACCUGUUGCUAUUUUCAGAGAAUGUGCUCAGACAUUUCCAAACAGCUCUCCUAAAAUCAUCUCAUCUGUAGCUUUAGUUUUAGAUCUGUAUAAUAAAUUCAACUGUUACUUGCUCUGCAUAGUUUGAGGAGGUUCAUUCAUUAGGAUGGAUAGAAUCCAGGCCUGAAAUUUAUCUGACAAUAAGCUGAUUGCAUUUGUGUUGGAGAUCUGCGUUUAAACUUUUUCUGAAUCUGUGUCCUCACAGUCGAGCUUGCAAUUUAGAUACAUUUCAGAUUUGUUGAUCUUAGUCACCAUGCACAUACAUGUAAAUGAAGCUUGUUAUGAAUGUAGUUACAUGCACUGAAUGCUUUUUCCCGUCAAGUCUUCUUUUUCAUGGCUGUCUUCUUUGAUGAGGACCCUCAUCUUAUUGGCACUAUUUUUGUGAAAGUAUGUUUUAUUUCUGCAGUUAUUUGACUCAAUUAUUUAUGCCUGAUAUCAAAGUGAUGUGCCUUUCUGACUUAGCUAGAUAAAAGCCCCUGGACUAUUGAGUUCUGUAUGAGCUUCGUUUGUAAGUCUGUCUGUGUGCUGACCGUGUUUUCAAUUGAGGGAAAUGGUCCGGCUGGAUUUGAAUUGGUAUAUCUCUUCCUUUAAGUUUUUCUUUUCAACUUCUAUCUGUCAUAAUGAGUUAAUGAUUAGUCACCCACUAAUACUGGCCCACCUGGAUGUCCACAGCACUGUUUUUUGUCAUAGUUUUGACAAAAAACAUCAAUUAUAGCUACAUGAUCCUGGUAGUUUCUUUCUGCUGGAUGUCAUUAAUAACAAGUCCUAAAAUCAAAAGCAAAUCUCAAAGAUUAUGGCAGCUAAUAGAUGUAAACUUUUCAUAAGCUGGCAUCAAGGUUUCAAGUGUUUUUAAAAAAUAUACAUGUUCCACUAAAGUGAAAUAUCAUGAAGAUUUUCCCCACUCAAUAAAUGUUGAGGUGUGUUUGGGUCACAUGGUGAGGUACUGGGACGGGUUGUUCUUUGCUGACUGUUCGUAUGAUUUCCUGGCUCUCGUCUUCUCCAAAUCAGAAUUCUGACCAUGCUGUCGGGGACAGUAACCUUAAUACCUCACAGUGUUCUCUCUUUUUGUUAACUUUCAGUUGCAGUAGAUUGAGAGCUUUGUUUAGUCAUAAAUUGCAAUCAAGGGGGGCAUCUGCAUGAGAGAAACUAAUGGUAGUUUGUACAUCUCAUUACUUAACAAGCCUAGCAGCCCUGCAAUGCUGUGUUGAGAUCCUCAGAUGUUCAAUCAGGCUAUAUACUUCUUCUCACUAUGCUUCACUUUCUUCUAACUUCUGUGACCAAAUCAGAGAAACUAUUAGCUUUGGAAAUAUUUUUGAGCUAUGAUAUGUGUAUAUGGAGAAAAUUAUUUCAGUUUCACUUUUUUUUCUGCUGUUGACAAAUGCUAUAUUGGCUUUUUCUGUACAUAUUGAGGGCUUUUACAAUUUUGUCUCUUGUACUAUCUUUCAUCCUUUUUUUAGAUACCAUUUUCUAAAAAUUCCAAUUAUUCACAAUGUAUAUUGUCUAAAUAGAUCUAGUCAACAUCAGUCUAUAAAGACUUCCCUGUAUCAUCACUCAUUCAUUGUAAAAGAUAUAUGAUCUGCUGCCUGUACAUUGUAUAUAGUUGUAAAACAAACAAAAGCUGAUCAAAUUAAAUAAAAACCCACAUGAAGAUUAGCUAGGAAGUAUAAUUGUAUGCAUAUAUGUACAAAAAAAAAGAAUCUUAAAAGGAUGCAAUUGAACUGCAUUUGAUUUACUAUUCUUCAUACUUCAUGAUCAGAUGUGUCAUCUUAACGUCUUUUACAAGGGUUGUCGGUGAGUCAGAAGGCUACUUGUUAGGGCUCCUUUGGGUGUUGAAAUAAGGGUUGAAUCCGUCUAAAGAGGUGUUGUCUGAAUGAUGUACUGUACUACUGAGAAACCUAAGCACAGUGCUGCACAGCAGCAGAAGUGGCACCUUGCUUCAUCUGCUCCCCUGCCCCUCGAAUGCCUCAUGUAUCCACACCCUCCUUCGAAGAGGAGCAGCUUUCAUGUAAGGCUUCCUUCUGGUCUUUUGUGUGGCUGAGUGUUCUUUAAUCUUGACAAUUCACAUCUAUUAAACUCUGCUGAACCUACAAAUUGGUUUGUGAGGUGAUGCCCCUUGGUCUUGGCGUGUUUGCUCUCAUAGUUGCUUGGUUACCUUUUUGUCUGCCGUGCAGCAUAUUCCUAAAGGCAUCAUGUCUCAACUAAGCAAGACCACCACUGUUUUUUUUUCUUCAUUAUGGUCAGAAGGUUUAAAUUGGAAUAGUUUUCUAUCUGGACAAGAGCUGAUAGAGGUGUUGUUAUAUGCUAGGUCGUUCCAGACAUGUAUAUUGGAGCAGCAGUGCCCUUCCUUUGGUCUGAACAGUACAAGGCUUUCUUUUAGCUUCCUUUCUUUACUUUUGCUCCUUAUCGCUGAUGUUAUUUGCCUCUGCAUGGCACACCUUUCACCUUCUCAGUGUAGUCUCAAAUGUAAAAGGUGGGGAUGUAACACAUCAUUACAAAUUGAUCUGAGCCCUCACUAUUUAAAACUCUGUGUUACAUGGAAGGUUAUGAGGGAGGAAGGCAAUGGACUGAAAAUGGACUUUUCUGUCUUUCUUUUUUGUUUCCCCCCCUGUUAAAAGUUUAUGAACAUAUAGUUUGUCUAUAUGUAGUGCUACAUAAACAGCCCCAACACUAACCUGGGAUAAGCCUGUCCUACAAGCUAAUAGCCACAGGGGGGAGCUGUGCAAAACGGAAGGCUGAUGGGAUGGGAAAGGAAGUUUCAUACAUCUAUUCCUGAAUGUUUUUGUUGGUGUUGUUUGUAUUGUCUUAUUCAACCAGUAUGUACCCUUGUCAAUCACAUCUGAUCAGUUCUAUCAAUGAUACCGUAAUUCAUGCAGUUUUAAAUGUACAAAUGAAAAUGAACCCAACAUAAGUGCUUUGGCCACUGUAACUUAAAAGGAAGAAAAGAAACGGAACAAAUACCCAUCAGCGGUAUGAUCAGCGUUUGAAGUGAUGUGAGUGUGUGAGUGUGUGUGUGUGUGUGUAAGAGAGAGAGACACACAGAGAGAAAAUAAUGUUCGACAGAGCGUGAUAGUGUGUGACAUGUCUGUUAUCUAGAUAGGACAUGAUUUUUGGCUGCAAUUUCAACUUUCAGCUUCUAAGCUGCAUGUGAAAACCAGUGUAAAUAAUGUCAUUUCUACUCUUGACCUGAGACUCUUUUUGAAAUGCAAGAAAAGUUCAAAUUAUAAAAGUCACACCACCUUCAUGGGUCAGUACUAACAUGUACAAUAGGAAGUUGCUCAGAUAGUGCUCACAAUACUGUUAAUGUUUUUAAAAGGGUGAUGAAAGUGCACAUCCGUCAUUUGGAUAAAUUGGGUAAUUGAUUUUUGUUUUGUUUGUUAGGGUGAAUUCAGUGUGUAAAGGGCUUGGAAAAGCAUCUGAAUUGCCACCAUCUUCACUUUCCUUGUUGAAUCAAAAAGAAAAAAAAAAGCAUUCAUUGUAUUUUGAAAACAAAAUCUGUUUGUAACCCCCAGACCUGUCCUGACUGUAAAACAAUGUGGUAACUGAUUAGUUGGGGGAGGGUGGAGGCAUGAGGUUCACUUUUCCAGUCAUGUUUGACAUGUUGAACUGAAUCCCAGUUCCAUGGCUUCAAGGUGAGUGUGAAUGUCAGACUGAAAGUAUGAAAUGAUGAUUAAAGAUGAGAAGUUGUAAACUAUUAAAUGGGAUAUUUUCAAUUUAUGCUGUGUACUCUUGUCUUUGGGUUGGAGAAAAUGAUCAAGCAAAUAAAAAGUCAAAUAAAAAUCUAG
Messenger RNA from Chelmon rostratus (copperband butterflyfish), 7272 nucleotides. RefSeq names its product adaptor related protein complex 1 subunit gamma 1 (gene ap1g1). Gene Ontology annotation, biological process: intracellular protein transport; Golgi to vacuole transport; receptor-mediated endocytosis. Gene Ontology annotation, cellular component: Golgi apparatus; membrane coat; AP-1 adaptor complex. Gene Ontology annotation, molecular function: clathrin-cargo adaptor activity. NCBI's taxonomy places the organism in Eukaryota, Metazoa, Chordata, Actinopteri, Chaetodontiformes, Chaetodontidae. The coding region runs from base 116 to 2587 and encodes 823 amino acids. The record is from RefSeq and is a predicted model, not a curated record. The transcript is spliced from 24 exons.